CGUUGGACACGGCUGAAAUAUUCUUUAUUUGUCUAAAAUAUCUCGUAAAACUCAUGCAGCACGGCAAGUUGUGUAAUACUUUUCGAAACCCGGCUUUUCGUCGAAGAAUUUGGUGAAUCAUUAGAGAGUUGUCGAUACCAUUCAAGGGUGUUACACACCCGUUGCAAUGCAGCUCACGUUCCGAGAUGUAUCCCGGAUAUUUACGCAACGAAUCGAUGAAUCAAAGUUCCAAAAUGUCGGAGCCACUCGUCGUCGAAUCGGUGCACAUGUACGAAAAGGAGAAUGCCAAACUUCAUCAUACGUUCAACUACGAAUUGGUACAUUUAGACCCACCGACAGCAGUUCUGAGAAGGGGCCAAACUUUUAAUCUUGCUGUGAGAUUCAAUCGAGAAUACGUGGACGAGUCUGAUAUCGUCAGAUUGCUGUUCAGUUUUGGACCAAAUCCAAACGUUUUGAGGGGUACCAGAGGAGUGAACACCAUAACCAACAGGGAUAGCUAUUUGGCUGAUUUGGAGGCAUGGGGUGUACGAAUGAUUGGUAUACAUGGAACGGAUUUGUCCGUGGAAGUGAGAAGUCCCAUCGAUAGUCCUGUUGGUUUAUGGCAGUUGAACGUGGAGACCACCAUCCUGGGCAGUAAGGCGGCUCCGAUCACCUUCAAUUAUGAAAAGGAUAUUUAUCUGCUGUUUAACCCGUGGCUGAAAGAGGAUGUAGUAUUCAUGGAAGAGGAACAACUUUUGGACGAAUACGUUCUAAACGACGUUGGAAAGAUAUGGGUUGGCCCAUGGGGAAGUUCUCGAGGCAGAGAAUGGGUUUUCGGUCAAUUCGAUGCAUGUGUACUUCCUGCUUGUCAAUUGUUGCUAGAAAGAUCUGGCAUUAAAGCAACUUCCAGAGGAGAUCCUAUUAGGAUGUGCCGAGCUAUUUCGAGAAUCGUGAAUUCGAAUGACGACAGAGGUGUCAUAACCGGACGUUGGGACGGCGAAUAUGGCGACGGUACCGCACCCGCCGCGUGGACCGGAAGCGUGCCAAUUCUAGAACAAUUCUUAGAAACAGCCGAGUCAGUGAAAUACGGACAAUGCUGGGUAUUCGCUGGUACUGUGACCACCAUAUGUCGAGCUCUCGGAAUACCAUCGAGGGUGGUGUCAAAUUUGGUAUCAGCUCACGACGCGAACGCCUCGCUUUCCGUCGAUCGUUAUUACGACAGAAACAACGAGGAGCUCGAAUACGACCCUAAUAAUUUUGACGGUGAAGACUCAAUCUGGAACUAUCAUGUGUGGAACGAUGUGUGGAUGGCCAGGCCGGAUUUGCCGAAAGGAUACGGAGGAUGGCAGGCCAUUGAUGCUACUCCUCAGGAACCUUCCGAGGGUGUUUAUCAAUGUGGACCAGCUUCCGUUGAAGCAAUUAGACAGGGAGCUGUUGGUUAUAAUUAUGACGUAACUUUUAUGAUAGCUUCGGUGAAUGCUGAUCUAAUGAGAUGGAAGGAGGAUCCAGAAAGUGAACUGGGAUAUUCCAAAAUCGAUUGCAAUAAAUAUCACAUCGGUCGUAUGAUUCUGACGAAAGCACCUUGGAUUUACGAUCCGAAUGGCGACAGAGACAGAGAAGAUAUAACAUCAUUAUAUAAAGCGAAAGAAGGAACUGAAGCCGAGCGUUUGACACUAUACAGAGCAGUUCGCAGUACGGAAGUGGCCAAAAGAUUUUACUCUUUGCCUUCGCCAGGAAAAGAGGACGUGGAAUUCGAUCUCGUAGACCUGGAACGAGUGAAUAUUGGUCAUCCAUUUGCAGUAACCGUGAACAUAAAGAACAAAUCCAAUGAACCAAGAACCAUUCAAGCUGUUCUGUCUGCCGGUAGUGUUUACUAUAACGGCGUCAAGGCGAACCUGGUCAAGAGAGCAUCCGGUGACUUUGUACUUCAACCGAAAGCCACUGAACAGCUGAAGCUCACGGUCACAGUGGACGAUUAUUUGGAUAAGCUAGUAGAAUAUUGUAUUAUGAAACUAUACUGCAUUGCCACGGUCAAAGAAACUAGGCAAACAUGGGCCGAUGAGGAUGACUUCCAGGUGCUGAAGCCAAACAUUGCAAUUAAGAUCGACGGUGAACCAGUGGUAGGAAGUCCAUCAACGAUUUCGCUUCGCUUCAAAAAUCCGUUGAAGAGAAUGCUAACAGAGUGCAAAUUCAAUUAUGCUGGACCAGGACUCUCGAGGAACAAAACGUUGAUGUUCAGAGACGUCGAACCAGAAGAGGAUGUGUAUGUGGAACACCAGUUGGUUCCUCAGAAACCUGGACCACAGAAGAUUAUUGCUACUUUUACUUCGAAAGAACUCGUUGACAUCACAGGCUCCGCUGCCAUUGAUGUCCUCGACGAGGACGAGUGAAGUCCUUAAAUCUUACAAUUUCUCUAUCAACCGAAAUCCUUCUCACAUAAUUUUUAAAUCGUAACUCAAAGAAAAAUAGUAUUGAUAAAUUACAUAUUAGAUAUACUUAGAUUAAUAUCACCAAACGAGUGCAAUAAAAUUUGUAUUUAAAUUAGUUGUAGUAUACUUUAAAUAUCGCGAAUGUUUUAAAUGAUGAGUUGACAUUUCUUAUUUUUACAUGGAAUGUAAAGCUUUAACAAUCCAUCGGUUUAUAUCGAGAAUAUUCUAGUUACUUGUAAUUCGAUGACUGCUAAAAUUCAGCGUAAAUGAACAUCUGUUUGGUCACAGUGGGCCAUUUCCGGUGGAUGACGAACGAAUUAAAAUUACGUUACUCAAUGGCACGCUGUUCGAAUGCAGAGGCAAAAGGAUUACGUAGCUGGUUUUUAGACAAAGGUUGAGAUCACACUUCAGAGGAGAUAGGGAUUACGUAAUCGAAGAAAAUAGCGAAGAUGUAAAAAUAGCUGGGAAACGAAUUGCCUCUCAUGUAGACUGUGAAUAAAUUUAUGUUUAUACGUGAAGUGAAGAACAAUUAGGAAUUUGUAUCAUUAAUAGUUUAAUUGUCAUUAAUAGUUUAAGUGAAAUUUGCAGGAAAAUGUGUUCAGAAUUUAAUUAAGUAAAAAGUAAUUGAAAAUUAAAGAAAACUGUGAAAAUCGCACUCGCCUGUUGUAAUUUAAAUAUCAAAGUGAUACGUUACAUAUUCGUUACUCAUGCAAUACUGUGCGUUCGAAUUUUAAUACUAAUUGUCCGAUCACGCAAUAUAGCGUGCUCAAUACUCAACGCCUACACGUUGCGGCGGACAGCAAUUUACAUCAAAUUUACAUUAUCAAACCACUGACUUUGAUUUCAUCAUAAACAUGCUAUUCAUACAACUUAAUUAAUAUUUAAUAAGUUUGUUAUAUACCACCGAAAUUUAUUGAUUGAUUUUAAUGCAUUCCGCAUAAAUUUGAAUAUUUUGUAAGUAAAAGUUACUAAAAUAUUAGAUCUUUGGAAAAGUUACAUAUGCGUGAAUAUUUUUUUAAUUGAAGAUUACACGUUUUUUUUAAAUAUUAUAAAAAAUGUUUUUUAUAUCGUAAUCGAUAUAAUUGUAGGUUAAUAGAGUUAUUCUAUUAAUUUUCCAUGAUAAAUUUCUGUUAAUGAAAUUGUUUGGAAGAUUAGUGUUUUGAACGAGUUCGCGUUCAUGUGAAUAAAUAUACACAUACUAUUAUGGUGGCCAUAUUUGAAGACAUAAAGUCAAUUUUAUUUAGAAGAAACGUGCUUAUUACUUGGUUGUAUAUGAAAAAAAUGCAAGGAAAACAAAUUGUAAUUAUUCCUUUGUAUAUUUGUACACGAAAUU
Messenger RNA from Megachile rotundata (alfalfa leafcutting bee), 3741 nucleotides. RefSeq names its product hemocyte protein-glutamine gamma-glutamyltransferase-like. The record is from RefSeq and is a predicted model, not a curated record. Gene Ontology annotation, molecular function: protein-glutamine gamma-glutamyltransferase activity. Lineage: Eukaryota; Metazoa; Arthropoda; Insecta; Hymenoptera; Megachilidae. Gene Ontology annotation, biological process: peptide cross-linking.